AUUUUUCAUUUUUUCUUGUUGAAACCCAAAAACAAAAACCCUAAAAAACCUAAGAGAUCCGCCCCUCCCUCUUUCUUUCUUCAUCUUCCCAAAGCUCCAAACCUUCCAACCAUGGCUGCCCAAUGUCGACACAGCCGGACGCACCAACGAACUCCAUCUUCUCCAACGAAAACUAGCAGCUCCAACAAACUCCAUCUUCUCCACACCCUUAGUUUCUUAUCUUCUUAACCUAGGAGACGCACCAACAGACCCUCCGUUCUUCAACCUUCGAGUUCACCAGAAAAAAGGGACGAUAACUGUUAAAAACGAACCAAAGAGAAGUCAGCCAUCGUCGCACCCCACCAGAAGAUGCUGAAAACCAGUAGCGACAGCCACCUAGCCCGCCGGAAAAACCCUCGACCAACGGAAGAGAAACCCCAUCGCGGCCUGCUUCAUAUUUUUCCUCGACGAGCCGCUACUGCUCUUGUUUCUGCUUCAUCUUCCUCAUCAUGAUGCUCAUCGCCAUCACUGUUUUCACGCAGCUGCUACUGCUGCUCACGCAGCUGCUAUUGCUUCAGUUUUCUUCUUUACCUCCAGCUGCUGCUGCUUCGUUGUUCAACUUCAAGCCCUCGAGAUGCCUCGUCCAGCUUCUGCCCCAUCGUUCAUGGCUGAAAGUCCACCAUGACAGCCCAGCAGCCCACGACAACCCAAGCCAUGGCUACCCCGUCACAGUCAUCAUUCACCUUCAGUCCCGCCUCAUCGUCGUAGCCCGUAGUUUGUUUGAUCUAUUGGUCUACGGAUUGUUAAAGGCUAUUAAGGUACACAACUGACACGCUGGUUGUUGUAAUCCGAAAUAUGAAG
This is a messenger RNA of Nicotiana tabacum (common tobacco), 840 nucleotides long. NCBI's taxonomy places the organism in Eukaryota, Viridiplantae, Streptophyta, Magnoliopsida, Solanales, Solanaceae. The record is from RefSeq and is a predicted model, not a curated record.